Acanthisitta chloris (rifleman) is the source of this 172-nucleotide messenger RNA. Its product is annotated as cortexin-1-like. NCBI's taxonomy places the organism in Eukaryota, Metazoa, Chordata, Aves, Passeriformes, Acanthisittidae. The transcript has a single exon. The record is from RefSeq and is a predicted model, not a curated record. The annotation marks the transcript as partial.
AUGAAUGAUGCAUCAACAAUGGAUUAUGAACUGCUCUCCCCAUCCCUGGUGGAGCAUCCAGCUGGCACCACGGGCAUGGAUGCUGAGCAGAAAACUGUCUUUGCCUUUGUCAUCUUCCUCUUGGUCUUCUUGGUGAUGCUGAUGGUGCGUUGCUUCCGCAUCCUGCUGGAUC